Molecule: messenger RNA, 1188 nt
Organism: Brassicogethes aeneus
Lineage: Eukaryota; Metazoa; Arthropoda; Insecta; Coleoptera; Nitidulidae
Source: the annotation of a GenBank genome assembly
AUGCCUGUAGAGGAAUAUCUUUGUUCAAAAAGAAAAAAGUAUAUAAAACUUGCAUUGAGGGAGUCCGAUUAUAUCUUUUUAAGGGCAAAUAAAAGCGACACUGAUGCCAUUUUGGACCUCAUGAAGAUUUCCUAUUAUACAGAAGAACCAACGUACACUGCCUUACAAAUAGAGGACCCUAAAAUUAGCUUGGAAGGGGCAUCAAGAUCCCUAGCUGAAGGACUAUCCUAUGUGGCCAGAUGUAGGGUAAAUAUGAUGGGUGUAUUGUGGGGGGCAAGUAUAAACUGCACGUCAAACCCAUGGGAUCCAGAUUUAAAGGAAAAAUUGGCUUGCAGUGUUCAGGACCCUAAAUUAAGACAGCUUUUCCUAUUUUACGCGCAUAUACAGAGAGCUCCAAACUUAUUCAAAUGUUUUAAUGUACAAAAAGUAUACGAGAUUGAAUGCGUUUUUGUAUCCCCAGAGCACCGUUAUAGAGGCAUAGCUGCUAAGUUAAUAGAACUCUCGAGAAAUUUGGGGAGAGAUUGUGGGUACAAAAUAAUCCGUUGUGACGCUACCAGUGCGUUUACACCAACUAAAAAUGAUUACAAUGAAAUUCUAAAUUUGAUGGAGAAAACUUAUUGUAAGGAUGAACCAACUUUCAAAACCUUGAAUAUCGAAAAUCCCAUACAAUUUCUUGAUUUGACGACAAAAUAUUUGCAAGAAGGACUUUCUUACGUAGCAAAAUGUAAAAAUGAUGGUAAGAUUGUGGGGGCUAUGAUAAAUACAGAAUAUACCAAAGUUAAAAGAGAACAAAGGCUGAAAAUUCUUCAGGAUCCUCAAUAUAAAAAACUACUGAUGUUUAAUGAACACACUGAAAAUCUUAUAGACCUAUCCAGAGUUUAUGGUGAUUAUGUCGAAAAAAUAUUCCAGAUAAAAUUUGCUUUUAUCCAAAAGGAGUAUGGCCAAAAAAAUAUUACAGGCAACCUUGCAAUUCAUGUAAGAAAUUUUGCAAAACAAAGCGGAUAUAGAUUUAUAAUAACUGUUACAACUAGUUCCUAUACUGCCGCAGUAGCAGAAAAACUUAACUUCAAAAAAAUUGUCCAAAUCCCAUACAAAGAUUUGGUUGGGCAGGAUAACAAGCCUUUAUUUAAUACUGAAUAUCCUCAUUUAAUGUUUAGAGUAUAUAUUUUGGACACUGUAAAUAUUUGA